AUGGAGACCACCCCCCCGGCGCCGUCGAUUAACUCAAAGACCUCCAUGAAAUCGCACAAGCGCUCACCCAACAAGGAGCACAAGAGUGACAACAGUGCAACCAAGUCUGCUAUGUCACAUGGAAUGCAGCAGCGCGCAUCUCCCGAGUGCACUCAACGUGGACUCUCACCCAAGUCGUCGUCAGACCGGAAGGCCGCAAAGGCCACUGCUUCUACCAAGCCCACAAACCCAUUUGAGCUCCCAGACAUCCCGCCUUCAGAGUUCAUCGUCCCUCGGGGGUUGGAGUGGAGUUUAUUCAAUUACCCUUCCGACAAGAAGGAGACUUCCCACGAGCCAGUCUCUGACUACAUGCCCGAGGAGCACGAGGAAAUCUCCGCUAUGUACACCCCGGUUUCGCGCGCGGUGUCGCAGUACGACCAGCGCAUCCGGAGCCAGCAUGGGGGCAAGGGUGAGACCUGGCUGGCGCGUCAGAUGUACCAUGAGCUGGACAAUAUCUCUACUCAAAUUGACGAUAUUAUGGGCAAGAUCAGGAUAAUGCUGGAGAAGAGGGGGGCGAGGGAGAAUCUUUUGGGUCUUGGUGGUUAUUAUUUGGAGGAUGAGGAGUCUCCUAGUGUUUUCAAGGGUGGCCCUGAGAAUCCGUUGGAAUUGAGCGAUGGGGAUGAUAAUGCUCUCUUUGUGAGUUCUGAUGAACGGGCUUAUUCUGGUGAGUUGUGUGGCUUGUCUGGGGAUGAAUAG
Messenger RNA from Penicillium hordei, 735 nucleotides. RefSeq lists its product as uncharacterized. The coding region runs from base 1 to 735 and encodes 244 amino acids. The record is from RefSeq and is a predicted model, not a curated record. The transcript has a single exon. NCBI's taxonomy places the organism in Eukaryota, Fungi, Ascomycota, Eurotiomycetes, Eurotiales, Aspergillaceae.